UUGUUUGCUGAAUUUUGGAGAGCAGAGGCUAUAUCUCAUCAAAUGUGUUUUAAGGCUAUCGUAUUUUCCCUACCAAUAGACUGGUCGGACGGCGGACUGUAAAUCACUGUCAUUCAGAUGGAAAUAACUCAGAAACUGUAAUUGAAAUAAUACAGAAAAUAAAGGGUACUCUAAACUCAAGAUAACUGUCAUUUCAUGAGAACAUUUAAGAUCUAACCGCGCCUUAUUUUUCAACCGUCUUUAUUUCUGCCUUUUAUAGUUGGAUCGAGUGCUGAACUGUUGGUAUUGAAGGUUACCUCGUGCGUACUGCGUAAACAGCGCGGGGACUACAGGGAUUCUCCUCUGGUCUCAGGCAGUAGGCUGCACACCAUCCUCAGCACGCUAAAUGAAUAUAUCUUGAACCUUACCAGAGGUAUAGAAAAGGAAAAAAUGUAAACAUGAUUUGGAUAUUGUAAAACAAUGUUUUGGUGAAUAGCGUCCAUAACGCCUUUGGUGGCGCAACUUCUCAUUUGCUUUUGAACAGACUCGAUAAACAAUUUGAGAACUGUGAGCAGAAUGCACUGCCAAACAGAGGACAUCCAAAACGGUGAAUGUGGAUUUCUUUGGAUUUAAAAUAAUAGGUCUACCUGCAAGAGUAGUGACUCUGUUAUACUUAUGGCGUGAAGGUAUGAAGAACACAAGAUCAAAACAGCGGACUCCAUUCAAACCAAUGAUAGUUUGGCCCGUCGCUGGCCUUUGUCACUCACAGCAAAUGGAUGUCCUUGCACAGUAUGCCUACAAUGAGAGUUUCUGGGACAAUGGGAAUGGAAGCUUGGAUGACACCGAGAGUGUGCAGAAGCACCCGUACAAUUACUACGCCAUGCUCCUAACGCUGCUCAUCCUGGUCAUCAUCUUUGGCAAUGUGCUGGUGUGCAUGGCCGUGUCCAGGGAGAAGGCCCUCCAGUCCACCACCAACUACCUGAUCGUCAGCUUGGCUGUGGCGGACCUGCUAGUGGCCUCCUUGGUAAUGCCCUGGAUGGUGUAUCUAGAGGUGGUGGGAGAGUGGAAGUUCAGUAAAAUCCACUGUGACAUCUUCGUCACCCUGGAUGUUAUGAUGUGCACGGCCAGCAUCCUCAAUCUCUGUGCCAUCAGCAUUGAUCGAUAUACAGCAGUCGCUAUGCCGAUGCUGUACAACACUCGCUACAGCUCCAAAAGACGGGUCACUGUUAUGAUCUCGGUGGUGUGGGUUCUGUCCUUUGCAAUAUCAUGCCCCCUGUUGUUCGGCCUAAAUAACACAGCAACCCGUGACGAGGACCUGUGCAUCAUUGCCAACCCGGCUUUCGUGGUGUACUCCUCCAUUGUGUCCUUCUACAUUCCUUUCAUCAUUACUCUGCUGGUCUAUGUGCAGAUAUAUGUGGUGCUUCGGAAGCGGCGGAAACGGGUGAACACAAAGCGCUCAUGUCAAGCGACUGAUGACCAGAACAUGGGCCCCACCUUAAAGGGAAAGUGCACUCUCCCUGAAGAUGUGAGGCUGUGCACUGUGAUUGGGAACCCUAAUGGGAGUUUUCCAGUCAACAAGAAAAAAAUUUUCAUCAAAGAGGUAGCCCAUGAAGGUGAUGAUAUGGAGUUGGACGAGUUGACCAACCGCAAGAAACAGAUGCAUGCAGACAGUUCUUCCGCCAUGCCUGUCAGCGAUAAACCCAUCUCACCAACCAAGGCCAACACUAGCCCUAACUCCCCACCCCAAUCCCUGCCUGAGGGCCCGCUUAAAGCGGAGAAGAACGGAGAAUCAAAGGAUGCUGUAGCUGAAGUGCCUAAAGUAGCUAAAGCAUUUCAGACUGAGGCCUUAGCCAAUGGCAAAACCCAGACUUCUAUUAAACAGCAAGCCACUCUCAUGAGUAAGCGGAAGAUUUCCCAACAGAAGGAAAAGAAAGCCACUCAAAUGUUAGCCAUAGUUCUGGGUGUAUUCAUCAUUUGCUGGCUGCCUUUCUUCAUCACUCACAUAUUGAACACCCUCUGCACUACAUGCAAGGUUCCUCUAAAGAUGUACAACGCGUUCACAUGGCUGGGAUAUCUGAACAGUGCGGUGAACCCCAUCAUAUACACCACUUUUAAUAUAGAGUUCAGAAAAGCUUUCAUCAAGAUCCUGCAUUGCUAAGAUUAGCAUUAAAGGAGAAGCCGGAAUAAAGACAAGCAUCAUAUGCUAAUAAAAUAUAAAUAUCACCCAAGUGAGGAUAGUGAUCAUGACCAUGCUUCUCAGUGACGGUCUUUGAGUCAGUUGGUAAAUGCCAUACCGGAAGACUUGGGGACUUCAUGGAUUCAUUGGCGGCUUCAUAUUCUCUCGAAUGAAUGUAUAAUGAGGAAUAAUGUCUAUAUCAAUAAACUGUUUCUUGGACAAUGUUGUUUUGGUCUUAACCAUUGUGCUUGUCACAACCAUGUAAGGAAAUGUAAAAGAGGCACAAGAAGAUGUGUUCAGAGCCAUUAAAGCAAACCUGCGUAAUAUGUGUAUAUGAUGUAUUUUGAUCAUGGACAAACGGCGAAAUAUCAACAAAUCAGUGUUCAACUCGGUAUUUAAACUGAUCAUAUUAAAUUGGUGAUCUACUGUUGUAAGAUCCCUGCAGCUUUUAACCACCUACAGAAUGGAAUGUGUAUUAUAUAGAGAGUACAACUUUUGACUCAUGGUUAUGGUGAAGUCCCCUUGAGAAGAGUGAUACAUGAAAUCAUAAUGGUUAUUAUUAUUCAAAUACAAAAACCCAUUACAGCAUCCCUGGUCAAGUGUUCCUAUACAGCUAGAAGGGCCAGCAAUAGGGUUUUUGUACAGUUAAUAUAACUUGAUGUAUAUGCUUUUUAUAAACACAUUCAAUGUGAUUGUAUGCCUGCAAUGAAAAUGUGAUGCAUGUUACAUUGCUCCUCUACAUUCUCAUGAAAUGUAAGUUUGAUGAAAAAAAACUGAUGUCCAAUAAAUUA
Esox lucius (northern pike) is the source of this 2946-nucleotide messenger RNA. RefSeq names its product dopamine receptor D2a (gene drd2a). The coding region runs from base 668 to 2137 and encodes 489 amino acids. Gene Ontology annotation, biological process: adenylate cyclase-activating adrenergic receptor signaling pathway; adenylate cyclase-inhibiting dopamine receptor signaling pathway. NCBI's taxonomy places the organism in Eukaryota, Metazoa, Chordata, Actinopteri, Esociformes, Esocidae. The record is from RefSeq and is a predicted model, not a curated record. The transcript has 9 exons. Gene Ontology annotation, cellular component: glutamatergic synapse; presynaptic membrane. Gene Ontology annotation, molecular function: dopamine neurotransmitter receptor activity, coupled via Gi/Go; G protein-coupled receptor activity.